ACAUGGAAAAACUCGCGCGAAGUCAGUUCAUAUAUACUAAUGGCAAUGAAGAUGGCUCCACACCUACAACACAGAAUUUUUGAAAAUUUUUUCUCAUAGUUAUCUUGGUAUGCUAAUUGCAACUCGAUAUAAAAAAGCGGGGGUUAAUGAUCAAGCCACUAAGGUCAUAGCGUUUGCAGAUAAAUCUCUGGAAAAAUCUACUGAUCUAGCAGGAUGAAAACAGUGCUUUGCAAUUUUCACAAUUAAAAAUAAAAGAAAGAAAGAAGGAAAACUAAAGGAAAAGUGUAACAAACUCGGAAUUCUUGAGAGCAUGAACUUUUAACUCUAAAAAAAGUGAACAGGCUCAAAGCAAGGACGUUAGAGGUCUGGAGGCUGAAGCGUUUUCAUGUGACCAACAUGACGUAACAGGUAGAGUUCAAGAUGGCGGAUCCGUCAUCAUUGGGUUGGAAUUUAUUGUGAUCCCUUACUUCGUUAGUCUUGCUUCCAGAGCAACUUUGUAACUGAGGAGGUGUGAUGUAUCCAAGAGUGAAAAGAUCAAUCUCUGAGAGUGGAAAUCCAUCGGCGAAAAGACCGCUGUUUCGUUCCUUUUCGUUCUCCGAUGCAGCUGGUAAUGGAACACAGCGUGAAACUAACGGCAAUUCUAAACAACAACACGGCCACCACACGGCUCACAGCCCAGCGAGAAAGCAGAGAUUUAAUUUGCCUAUUUACACCGGGCGUAAUGCGAUAAUUGCAGAAGUACGAAGCAAAGAAAACGUGGUAAUUGUUGGGGAAACGGGCAGUGGAAAGACAACACAGAUUCCUCAAUAUCUCCACGAGGCACGCUUGACGAAGCUCGGAGCUAUCGCAUGCACACAACCAAGGCGCGUGGCGGCGAUAAGCAUAGCCCAGAGAGUUACUAAGGAGAUGCACGUGCAACUGGGGGAAGAAGUUGGGUAUACUGUGCGAUUUGAAGACGUUACCACGGCAAAAACAUGCGUUAAAUACAUGACAGAUGGAAUGUUGCUGAGAGAAGCUAUAGGCGACCCCAUACUUCACAGAUACUCGGUUGUUAUUUUAGACGAAGCUCACGAGCGAACUGUACACACUGAUGUCCUUUUUGGUGUUGUGAAGGCAGCACAGGAGAUGCGUAAAGAAAAACAUCAGAAACCUCUUAAAAUUGUUGUUAUGUCUGCCACUUUAGAGGCAGAACAUUUUUCACGCUAUUUCAACAAUGCUAAGGUGUUGUACAUCGAAGGACGUCAGCACCCAGUGCAAGUUAUGUAUGCAGUGGAGCAGCAAAAAGACUAUGUGCAUGCAGCACUGGUGUCAGUCAUGCAACUACACCAGGAAAUGCCACCAGGUGGAGACAUUCUGGUGUUCUUGACUGGACAAGAUGAAAUUGAAUCUUUAGCCAAGUUAGUGACAGAUUGUGCACAGCAUUGUGGAGCAGGAUGCCCCGAGGUUCUUGUUUGUCCAAUGUUUGCUGCCCUGCCAUCUCAGCAUCAAAUGAAAGUGUUCAUUUCAGCUCCAAUUGGUAAAAGAAAAGUUAUUCUGGCAACAAAUAUUGCAGAAACAUCAAUCACCAUUCCAGGAGUCAAAUAUGUGGUAGAUACCGGUUUUGUUAAGGGAAAAGCUUUUCAUCCUAAGACUGGCCUCGACAUACUGCAGGUUCAACCACUCUCCAAGGCUCAGGCACGGCAACGGACUGGUCGGGCAGGCCGAGAAACAAGUGGAGUCUGUUACAGACUUUAUACAGAGGAACAGUUUGAUGAGCUGAAGGAGAUGACAAUGCCAGAAAUCCAACGGUGUAACUUGACAAGUGUUGUCUUGCAGCUCAUGGCCCUUGGUAUAUCAGAUGUUCUGCAUUUUGAUUUUCUCGAUUGUCCUUCACAAGAUGCUAUAGAAAAUGCAUUGGAGCAGCUGGCAACGUUAGGAGCAGUAAUGAAAGGGAACAGUGGCUUUGAGUUAAUGCCUCUUGGUCGUAAAAUGGCAAAUUUUCCACUGGAGCCCCGACUGGCCAAAGUGAUUCUGUCAUCACAGGAAUUAAAAUGCAGUGAAGAGAUGAUCACCAUUGUGGCCUUGCUUUCAGUGGACUCCCUUACUUACACCCCACAAAACAAACGGGACCAUGCCCUAGCAGUGCACAAGAAGUUUCUUUCAUCAGAAGGUGACCAAAUGACUCUUCUGAAUAUUUACAGAGCUUACAAAGCUGUCAGUGGCCACAAAGAGUGGUGUCAUGAACACUUCAUCAACUCACAGACUGUUAAACGUGUUAUGGACAUAAGAAAACAACUGAGAGAGAUUUGCUUAAGACUGGACAUUCCUUUGGUAUCUUGUGGCAAGGACACUGUGAACAUUCGGCACUGUCUCGCAAAAGGACUCUUCAUGAAUGCUGCAGAGCAGCAGCUCGAUGGAACAUAUCUGACCGUGACUCACAGGCAACCUGUCACCAUUCAUCCAACAUCAUCACUGUUUGGUUCUAAGCCACAGUAUGUUGUUUACAAUGAACUUGUACACACCACAAAGUGUUACAUGCGUGAUGUAUGUGUUGUAGAUCCAUUUUGGCUUCAAGAAGCUGCACCAAAUUAUUUUAAAGAGCACAGACUCCAUUCACAGCCUACAUCAGUCCAUUCUUAAUUGACUGAGCUGUAGUCAGAAACAAGAAUACUUUUUCACUUUGCAUUGAAUAAGGGAAAAGCCCUAGAAUUAACUCUUUAACUCCCAUGAGUGAUCAAGGCAGAAUUUCUCCUCACAUAUCAGUACAAUAUUCACACAAAAAG
This is a messenger RNA of Stylophora pistillata, 2762 nucleotides long. Its product is annotated as ATP-dependent RNA helicase DHX33. Gene Ontology annotation, cellular component: intracellular anatomical structure; nucleolus. NCBI's taxonomy places the organism in Eukaryota, Metazoa, Cnidaria, Anthozoa, Scleractinia, Pocilloporidae. Gene Ontology annotation, biological process: positive regulation of transcription by RNA polymerase I. Gene Ontology annotation, molecular function: ATP binding; ATP hydrolysis activity; double-stranded RNA binding. The record is from RefSeq and is a predicted model, not a curated record.